Molecule: messenger RNA, 2079 nt
Organism: Neodiprion virginianus
Lineage: Eukaryota; Metazoa; Arthropoda; Insecta; Hymenoptera; Diprionidae
Product: ankyrin-3-like
Exons: 11
Coding region: 143-1813 (556 amino acids)
Molecular function (GO): protein binding
Source: RefSeq, a predicted model, not a curated record
CGCAGAAUAAGUUGACCAACGGUUUACAAAUCUAUAAAUAAGCAAUUUUAGAUGUGCCAUUGCUUUUACCACGGCCGCACUUGCGUCUUCGCGACACAGAGCUUACCGACUCGUAUAAAUUACUUCACGGUGUUGCUCAGAAAUGACGAGAGAGCUGCACAUCAUUCCGAGCAUCCCGAUAAAGCUACAGGAGGCUGAUGAUACGACGGCACUCCUACGGGCUGCUCGAUCCGGAAAUCUGGAAAAAGUUGUGGAAUAUCUGGAUACAGAUUUGGACAUCAAUACAGCUAAUUCGAACGGAUUGAAUGCAUUGCACUUGGCAUCAAAGGAUGGACACGUGGAGAUUGUGACAGAACUUUUGAAGCGUGGUGCUCGUGUCGAUGCCGCAACAAAGAAAGGAAAUACUGCUCUUCACAUAGCUUCGUUAGCCGGCCAAGUGGAAAUCGUGAAUAUCCUUCUACAGCACGGAUCUACCGUAAACAUACAGUCUCAAAAUGGCUUUACACCUCUUUACAUGGCAGCCCAAGAAAACCACGAUCAAGUUGUCAAGAUACUACUCUGUAACGGGGCCAAUCAAAGUUUAGCGACUGAGGAUGGAUUCACACCACUUGCUGUGGCAAUGCAGCAGGGCCACGAUAAGGUUGUCAGCGUAUUACUGGAGAACGAUUCCAAGGGUAAAGUUCGGCUACCCGCGCUUCAUAUAGCGGCUAAGAAGGAUGAUUGCAAGGCCGCAGAUUUGUUAUUACAGAACGAUCACAAGCCAGACGUCACUUCAAAGAGUGGGUUCACACCUCUGCACAUUGCAGCGCAUUACAGUAAUGAAGAAAUUGCAGGUCUCUUAAUAAAGAGGGGAGCAGAUGUGAAUUACUUAGCUAAGCACAACAUUAGUCCACUUCACGUCGCUGCCAAAUGGGGAAAGAUCAAUAUGGUGAAGUUAUUGUUGGAAAACUCAGCAACGAUAGACGCAAAGACACGAGAUGGCUUGACGCCGUUACAUUGUGCGGCAAGAUCGGGGCACGAUCAAGUCGUUGCAGUUCUUCUUGAAAAUUCAGCACCGAUCAGUGCACGAACCAAGAAUGGUUUGGCGCCUCUACACAUGGCUUCGCAAGGGGAUCACGUGGACGCCGCGAGGGUUCUUCUGUAUCACCGGGCACCGGUGGACGAGGUGACCAUAGAUUAUUUGACAUCUCUGCACGUAGCAGCCCACUGCGGCCACGUGCGGGUCGCUAAACUCCUCCUGGACCGCAGGGCUGAUCCGAACGCGCGGGCUUUGAAUGGGUUCACUCCCCUUCAUAUCGCCUGCAAGAAGAACCGUAUAAAAGUGGUUGAGCUCCUCAUCAAGCACGGUGCCUCCAUCGAAUCUACUACCGAGUCUGGAUUGACGCCCUUGCACGUGGCCAGUUUUAUGGGGUGUAUGAAUAUCGUUAUAUUCCUACUGCAGCACGAAGCCAAUCCUGAUGUCCCAACGGUGCGAGGCGAAACACCGUUACAUCUUGCGGCUAGAGCUAACCAGACUGACAUUAUACGAAUUUUGCUAAGAAAUGGCGCCAAAGUUGACGCCCGUGCCAGGGAACAACAAACGCCGUUGCACGUGGCGUCUCGACUUGGGAACGUGGACAUCGUUAUGCUUCUCCUGCAGCACGGGGCUGCUGUGGAUACGGCGACCAAGGACAUGUACACGGCGUUGCAUAUCGCGGCUAAGGAGGGACAGGAGGAGGUAACGUACAUGGAGAUUUCCAAAUUAGCCGACUAUAUCAACGCACAUAAUAGUAUCUAUCUCUUCUGGACACGGCACCAAGAAUAUUUAAUUUAAUUUCAUUUCAUUUCAUUCAGUUUAUAUAAGAAUUCAUCGCGUCCGCUGUAGAGACAAUAUGAGCUUUUAGUUGUAAUUAUAUGCAUACACCUAUUCUCCUUCAUAUCAAAAUUGGCAUGGACGAACCCCAGCCCAGCCCACCCCACCCCACCUCAUCAGUCACGCAUAUACGUACUUUAUUUCUCUCUUUCUUUCUCAUGUAUCAUAUUUCCAUUUUCGUACAUUUUGUCGUUGGUAGUUGAAUAAAUAUAUGAUUUGUUUGUGUA